GCCUGGACACCUCAAAUAACAGUGGACCACAAAUCUUUCCAAAUGAAAAAAUUGUAGAGGAAGGCUCUGACAUCACUCUUUGUUGCAUUGGAAGGAAAGGUCAAAUGAUUAAGAACUUCUUUGUACUCCCAGCUGUGCAUGUUUUCAGUCACACAAACAGUCAAGCCAGACUUCUCACUGUGAAAAAUGUGACCCAUCAAGAAGUGCCUCACAUCACAGCCUAUUGUCAAGAGUCUUGCAAUGAAGAGCAAUGCUAUGAUCAGGCAGUUUUCUUAGUGGGUAAACUGCCUGAUAGACCUAGUGAUUUUUCCUGCCAAACUCAAGACCUGAGAACAGUAACAUGUACUUGGAGCCAAGGAGGAGACACCUAUCUCCAUGGACGUAAUUCCCCUAAAUACACCUUGUCUGAAGAGUUUUCCCAAAGAACGGUUCCGUGCACAGUAAGUUGUUCCAAGCAGUGCUCGUGUUCUUGGGAUAUAGGCCAGCAGAGGAUGUGUAAUAUCACAGUGACUGUGGAAAACCCACUGGGAAAGAAAACUGCCAUGGAUGUUUUUGAUGUAACUCACAGAAUUUAUCCCACUGCACCUUUCCAGCUGUCAGAAGAAUCCAAAGAUACAGAAAUCACAUUAUAUUGGAAACAUCGGAAUAAAGGAAUUGAACUCUUUUGUCAGACUGAACUGCUCCAACCUGAUGGAAAAGUAGAACUGCAUAAUAAUUCAGACAUGCAUCUCCAUUAUGCCAGCAUUGCCCUGGGCGGACUGCAGCCGUUCACCGAAUACACAGCCAGAGUACGCUGCGGGGCAGCUAAGCACUUCUGGAGGUGGAGCGAAUGGAGUGAAGCCCGAACCAUCAGAACAGGGGAAGCACCUCCGUCAGGGGAACUGGACAUCUGGAGAGAAAUUACACCAGUUCUGGGAGGGCGGAAUGUGACCUUGUUCUGGAAGCAAUCACCAAGUUUUCGAGCAAAUGGAAGAAGUAUUUCCUAUGAAGUAACCUGGGAAAAAGUAGAAGACGGCUCUAAGCCUGAAAGCAUCUCCUUUUCAUCAGUCUACAAUAGCACAAGGAUUUCCAUUGACAACCAUUCCUACAGAAUCAGUGUCAUGGCAAAGAACAGUGUUAACUAUUCACUUCCUUCAGUAUUGAUCAUCCCUAGAGCUACAGGCACUGAAGAAGAGCUCAGUGGUUCAGAGGUUAAAGAAGAACAGGUUAAUGGUUCAGCUGAUGGCAUUUUUGUUUCAUGGGAGCCCAGACAUAUAUAUGACAGUUACAUCAUCGAUUGGUGCAACUUCCCGAUGUUGCAGCCUUGUGAUCUGCAGUGGAAGAAAUUCGGGCCAAACACUUCCAGUGCUCUGAUCAACUCAGCUGCUUUUGUACCAGGGGUGAGAUACAACUUCCACAUCUAUGGAUCUGUUGCUAAUAGAGCCUGCUUACUGGAGAAGAAGACGGGUUAUCUCAGGGAGCUACCUACCCUCCUUGAUCCUACUGUGGAAAAGGUGGAACUGACUUUCAAUGCUGUGACACUGUCUUGGGAUUCUUACCGCACAAAUGAGUCCCAGCCUGGUUUCGUAAAAGGCUACCAUGUGUAUGUGUCACCUGUGCAAGGGGACUGCACUUUGAAAGGAUCCAAAAAACAUGUUCUUCCAGAUGAUUCAGUGCUAUGUAAAUACACAAUUGAAAACCCAGAGGAAAAGAGAUACACUGUGAAACACCUACGGUCAAACACAAAAUACAAACUAGUCGUUAAAGCAUAUACAGGUGGAGGAGAGACUCCCAUUGUUAACUUCAUACACAUAGAUACACCAUUUAACUCAAACAUGCUGUACCUUCUAGUCCUGCUAGUGAUAGUUCCGUCACUAGUAGCAGCUAUAUGCCGCUGGAAGAAGAAGUGGGUGAAGGAGUGCUGCUGUCCUGUAAUACCUAGUCCUAACAAGAGCAAAGUACUGUCAUUCAAAGAGUUUAAGACUGGUUCUGAGAAAGUGCUGAAAAUCAGUGACUGCAUUCCUGACACGGUAACAGUGGACGGUAAAGCCGAAGCCCAGAAACUACAUCUAUGGAGGCAGCUGUCUUCAGCACCAACAGAAGAUAAGAUUGGUCACAAUUCUUCCUGGAUUUACAUCAACAAAAACGCAGAGAGAGACUUUACACCCACACCUACACCUCAGAAUCAUACUUGGUUUGAAAAUUUUGCUUAUUCUUCUCAUCUUGCCGUUGAAUCUGAUCCCCAUCGCACACGGGACACACGCGAAGCAAGCAAGCCAGGACUGUCAGGAGUGCUGUACCAGCCACACUACUACUUCGAUAUUUUUAAUGACGAUGAUGCUGCCUCAACCCCCAGAGAGACAGCUGGCAGAAAGGCCAGUCUGCGAUACAUUUCACAAACAGACGUGCACUGCCUGGGGAGGAGGCUGUGA
Eurypyga helias (sunbittern) is the source of this 2411-nucleotide messenger RNA. RefSeq names its product oncostatin-M-specific receptor subunit beta-like. NCBI's taxonomy places the organism in Eukaryota, Metazoa, Chordata, Aves, Eurypygiformes, Eurypygidae. Gene Ontology annotation, biological process: cytokine-mediated signaling pathway. The annotation marks the transcript as partial. The record is from RefSeq and is a predicted model, not a curated record. Gene Ontology annotation, cellular component: external side of plasma membrane; membrane. The transcript is spliced from 14 exons. Gene Ontology annotation, molecular function: protein binding; cytokine receptor activity.